ACAAAACACUCACAGUCGCUUGCUGGUGUUGCCUUAUGCGGCGAAACUGGUGAAACUGAAUGGAGUAGUAACGCAGUCUGUUAGAAAAUGCCCGUUUGUUCAGCUUAUAAGUGCAAGAAUCGCUCUGAUGGAUUAUAUAAAGAGGCAUACAAAAGGGGCGAUUUUUCUUUCCACACAUUCCCGUUAGCUGACGGGUUGAGAGUGAGAGAGUGGCUCCGUCGGAUGAGAUGGCAAAACUGGUGGCCAACUGGAAACUCAGUCCUGUGCUCGGAUCAUUUUGAGAAGGACUGCUUUGAACAAGUGGGCAGUCACAAACGAUUGCGCAAAAAUGCUGUCCCGACUAUCUUUAAUUUCCCAAAACAUCUGCAGUGGAAGGUACCAGCUGUCAAGAGACGAUCUCUGAAUCGUAAGACAGUUGAAGUGCCCAUCAAACCAAAACCAACUCCAGUGUCAGUACCGGCAACACCACGGCUUGAGGGGAAGUUUGUCCAUGUGCCUGUGGAUUCUGAUGGUUCCAGCCGUGGCCCUUUGCAUGCUGGCAGCUUCCAUGAUGACUACUGCAAACCACAGAGCUUUCACUGGAUGAAGCUGUCGGAGGGUGAUGACGAGGAUGAUGAUGACUCUAGUGAUCCCGGAAAUGAUGUUGCCUAUGAUGACGAUGCACCUCUUGAAACACCUGAAAAUCCAAACACUCAGUUUAUCAGGGUGACAGAGAGAUGGCAGUGGCUGAGUAUAGAUGUAACAGGGCCAUUUCAAGAAAGCAAAGGCCCCUAUAGCCACAUCGUAGUCAUCUGUGAUUAUUACACCAAGUGGAUUGAAAUCUUUCCAUCAGAAAAGCCUAAUUCUGAUUCCAUUGCCCUGCUAAUGUGCGAUGCCAUUUCCCGAUACGGUUUUCCUCUGGGGUUUCUCACACCUUGGGGGGCUAGAGGGAUUCAGGUCAGAACGGUUAACAGAGCACUCAAUAAUAUUCUGAUGAUAAAGGACAUUUCACUCGUCUCUCGGCAUCAUCAGGCUUCACAGCUUGAGCCUCACACACAAUAUCACAUUGUUAACAUGGUGGAAAAUCUAGUGAAGAAGUAUCCAGACAGUUGGCAUGUGCAUUUGCCCGUCAGCGUGCUGCGCUUCAACUGCAGUGUUCACCCAGAAACCAAACGCAGACCUCUGUCCCUUCAUCGCAGUGAGGGAACUAAACCUUAUACGUCACCCAGAGAUCAGCCACUCAGUGAAGAUGACCUUGCAAAAUACACCUUCAAAAUCCAGAAACCAAACCCUUUUAAAGAAAUCGAGGCACUGAAACGAAUAUUCCGAGAAUCAGCAGACUGCAUUGUCGUUUCAUAAAGUGAAAUCCAGUGUGCCUGUUGUAACCGGUGUGUGACUUCAGACUGAAGGUCAUGUGAGGACGAAGCUCAGUACAGACUGCAUGGGCAAAGAAUGAAAAA
This is a messenger RNA of Labeo rohita (rohu), 1439 nucleotides long. RefSeq lists its product as uncharacterized. The record is from RefSeq and is a predicted model, not a curated record. Bases 88 to 1338 code for a protein of 416 amino acids. NCBI's taxonomy places the organism in Eukaryota, Metazoa, Chordata, Actinopteri, Cypriniformes, Cyprinidae. The transcript is spliced from 13 exons. Gene Ontology annotation, molecular function: sequence-specific DNA binding.